GGGCCGCAGGGGCGGCGGCAGCGGCCGGGCUCCGCACGCUCCAUGGCGGCCGCUGCCGGCCCCGACGAGGCGGACGAGGCGGUGCGGGGAACCUGCGAGGACGCGUCCGUCUGCAAACGGUUUGCUGUGAGUGUUGGCUACUGGAAGGACCCUUACAUCCAGUAUUUUGUGAGACAAGCCAAAGAAAGGAAAGCACCUGAGAUCAACAGAGGUUAUUAUGCUCGUGUGCACGGGGUCAGUUACCUGAUCAAGGCUUUCCUAGAGAGGACAGAAUGCAACUGUCAGAUUGUAAACCUUGGGGCUGGCAUGGACACCCUGUUCUGGAGGCUGAAGGAUGAAAAUCUUCUCCCUAGAAAAUAUUUUGAAGUGGAUUUUCCAAUGAUCGUUGCAAGAAAAAUACAUAAUAUCAAAUCAAAACCUCCCCUGUCAAAACCAAUUAUGGAAUCCCAUUCAGGGGACUCUCUUCUAAUAGAUUCCCACAGCCUGGACUCCAGUCGAUAUUCCAUAGUGGGAGCAGACCUCCGUUUCUCAUCGGAUCUGGAGGAAAAGCUAAAGAAACAUAGCUUGGAUAUACAUUUGCCAACGCUGCUGGUGGCCGAGUGUGUGCUGGUUUACAUGACCCCCCAGCAGUCUGCAAACCUGCUCAAGUGGGCAGCAAGCACCUUCCCCGUGGCCAUGGUUAUCAAUUAUGAGCAGGUGAACAUGAGGGAUCGCUUCGGGCAGAUCAUGAUCGAGAACCUGCAGCGCCGGCAGUGCAACCUGGCCGGGGUGGAGCUCUGCAGCUCCCUGGACUCACAGAGGGAACGACUGCUGGUAAAUGGCUGGGAAAACGCCCGUGCCAUCGAUAUGAUGAAGGUGUACAGCUUCCUGCCACAGGCUGAUGUCAAAAGAAUAGAAGCCCUUGAAUUCCUGGAUGAAAAGGAACUGUUUGAACAACUGAUGCAGCACUACUGCAUCUGCUGGGCUUGCAAGGACAGCAGCAACCUGGGCCUGGCAAACAUCGACUUCUGAGGGGAGGGGAGCCCUGUGGAGCCCCAUGGAGGUGGAGAGGAUGGGAUUUGCACGUGGCAGCCCCGGGCUGUGGCUGGGACAGCUCCUGCUGCUGCUGCUGGGGACGGGCCUGGUGCCUUGGGGUGGUUUCAAGGAACAUUUUCUGUGAGCAGGACUUGCCUCCCGUUCCCAGCUGUCUAACGGUGCACAAGGUGUCAGUAACUCCUGUUUAAAGCUUGCCUUCCUUAGUUUAAAGCUGAAAGUGAAGUGUUCUUGGACUCUUUGGUUUCCCUCUCCCGUGUUUUUGUGGAUGUGUAGCUGGUGUUUGUGGCAGGAGCCUGGGCAGCUGCAGCAGGGGGAGCCUGCCCUGGCUGGGCAGGGAGGGAAUUCUGUGCGUUCUGUUCUGCCCUGGGUGGGCAGGGAGGGAAUUCUGUGCGUUCUGUUCUGCCCUGGCUGGGCAGGGAGGGAAUUCUGUGCGUUCUGUUCUGCCCUGGGUGGGCAGGGAGGGAAUUCUGUGCGUUCUGUUCUGCUCAGGUCGGAUUCUGAUCAAGUGUGUUGGCUUCUCCAGGCUUCACUGCUGCUCACUGUCACUGCUGGGUGUUCCUGGAGGGGAAGGGUGAAGGAGGAGGAGGAGGGCCCUGGCUGUGUUCAGUGAUGUACAAGAAACUGGAAAAUGGGUUUGAUUUAACUGGGAAAGGCUUAGCUUGUGGUUUCAGCACUGGGAUGCUGAAGAAAGAAAUUAAUCUCAAUUUGCACUGCUUCUGGUAGUAUCUUUACACCAGUUCCUCCUUCUCUCUUUCCCCUUAAAAGAAGCAAAACAAAAUCCCAACAGCAAUGAAAGCCCUUGUCCUGUUGUUUGAAAUUGAAUCUUGCAACCUUCCUAUGAGAAAAAUAAUAAAUGUUUAGUA
This is a messenger RNA of Poecile atricapillus (Black-capped chickadee), 1898 nucleotides long. RefSeq names its product leucine carboxyl methyltransferase 1 (gene LCMT1). Gene Ontology annotation, cellular component: cytosol. The transcript has 11 exons. Bases 43 to 1011 code for a protein of 322 amino acids. The record is from RefSeq and is a predicted model, not a curated record. Gene Ontology annotation, molecular function: protein C-terminal leucine carboxyl O-methyltransferase activity. NCBI's taxonomy places the organism in Eukaryota, Metazoa, Chordata, Aves, Passeriformes, Paridae. Gene Ontology annotation, biological process: C-terminal protein methylation.